CUCGCCAGUUUCGCCUCCUCCUAGUGGCCAACUUGGGUACUGAGCUGAAUUAAAUCCACCCAGUUUUGUUCUGUCGUCUAGCGGUCGGUCUGAGUCGCUCUGCCAUCUUGUGGACCUGGGUUGAGAACAAUAGGUUGCUCCUUUGUGUAACAUUUGGAUUACAGGCGAGAUUCAGGUCUACUACGGGCGAAUCGUGACAAGAAAUAUUACAUUUCACCUCAAAUUAAAAAAAUAUUUUAUUUUGAAUAAAGAAGCAUAUCACUAUCCCCAUUAUUAAAUUAAAAAACAAAUAUAAAGUAUAUUGGAAUAAAAAGUUAAAAUACGUACUAGACAGGCAGGUUUAACUUGAGUUUAAAUGGGUUAAAAAUAAAGUGUUUACAUUCGAGUUUUUGACAGUUGAAGUUUGAAGGGCCAGACAGAAAAAAAAAGCCAGAAGGUUUGUGUCAAGUAUGAUGGUCGGGGUUUGAUUAGGCGGGGUUUCACAGACAGGUCUUAGCCUAAACCAGGAUUAGGCCAUAGUUCAAUUAGGACAUUGAGUAAUUUGUAUAAACGUGCUUCAGAAAGCUGCGCGGCUCAAGACAAAACAGAGGCACUGGCAUGUUUUAAGAUCGGUCAGUGCGGGUUUCUUUCAAUUGAAACAGCUAAAACGUACAUGUCAGUCUAGGACUAGGCUGUGAAAAUGUUGGAAAUCUCAGAAAAAAAUCGGAACAAUAGGAAGCUUUAAUAGUACAUAUGCAGGCAUACUUUAUAGUCGAGCCAACACAAUCACAAAGAUGCCCCGUUCUUGUACAUUAUUAAGCUGCUGCUACUACUAGUAACUACUACUAUGCUACACUAAACCCGAACCAAUUUGAGUACAAAUGGGACUUUUAUUUUGAAGUGAAGCGAGCACGGAAGUAAGAACUCAGCUUCACUGUGCUGCGGACAAAAUAACUUGUUUAUAGUCACUCACGGCCAUUUAACUAGUAAUUAAUACGGAUAAAGAAUGGGAAAAUGAUAGUUUUAUGGCAGAUGACACAAUGGACAUGGGGAAGCAAUCUCGUCUUUCACGUCCUCACAGAAUAAGUGAAUCUUCAAAGGUGUAUCGAUGGGCAGACCAGGCUAGCUAUCUCCUUCAAGGUUUAAAUGAGCAAAGACAGCAUGGCCAGCUUUGUGAUGUCGUUCUGGUGGCCGAUGACCAGCGGAUCCCUGCCCAUCGGGCUUUGCUUGCAGUAUCCAGCCCUUACUUCCAGGCGAUGUUCACCUUGGGUAUGCGAGAGGAGCAUGAAGCAGAAGUAGAGCUCGUGGGAGCCUCAUAUGUCGGUGUUAAAGCAGUAGUAGACUUCCUGUACAGCGGUGAGUUACCUCUCGAUGGUGGAAACAUCGACUACGUAUUGGAAACUGCUCACCUGCUGCAGGUGUGGCGAGCUGUGGAUUUCUGUUGCCAGUAUUUGGAGAAAGAGGUACGCGAGGACAAUUACUUGUACCUGCAGGAGCUUGCCUUCCUCUACAGCCUGGACCGGCUGGACGCCUUCAUAGACCGCUUCAUUCUGGAGCAUUUCGCCAUGCUUUCUGUCACCUCGGAGUUCCUCCAAGAUGUUCGGAUGCCCAAACUUUGUGCUUACCUUGCAGAUGAGCAGGUGCAGCAUGAAAACGAGCAAGCUCUUCUGCAGGUGGCCUUGCAGUGGUUGAGUCAAAGACCCGAACGUCUUGCAUUCGCCCAGCAGCUUCUCUCCAACAUUCGCUUCGCUCUCAUUCCACCGGACGACCUCUUAGUGAGCAUAUUGCCGGCCAUGCACUCCCUCCUGCCUCCGGACGCAGGCUGUGAGCCGCUCGUGGAGGAGGCCGUGGGCUACCACACGAGAGUUAGCGCCCAACCUGUACUGCAGACGACACGCACAGGCCUUCGAGGGGGCGUGGAGCGUCUGCUGUUGGUGGGAGGAGAGGUGUCUGAACGCGGAGAGGAGUUGAGUGCCGAGGUGUGCUGGUUGGAUGAAGAAGCAGGAAAGUGGGUCGUGGAGACUCAGCUGCCAGCUCAGAGGAGUCACCACUGCGUUGCUGUUUUGGGGGGAUUUAUCUUCACCGCUGGUGGUAGCUCCUCACGAGACAACGGGGGAGAUUCUGCAAGCAACUUGCUGUAUCGAUAUGACCCCCGAAGCAACUUGUGGAUUAAGGGUGCCCCUAUGAACCAGCGACGUGUGGAUUUCUAUCUGGGAACCAUGGGAGACUGUCUUAUUGCUGUUGGGGGACGCAAUGAUAGCGGUGCUUUGUCUUCUGUAGAAGUGUACCAUCCUGCUGAGGACUACUGGACCUACGUUGCAGGAUUGCCCAGAUUCACAUAUGGUCAUGCAGGCACUAUUCACAAAGGAGCUGUGUACAUCUCAGGGGGCCAUGAUUACCAGAUCGGCCCGUACAGACGUGACAUGCUGAGCUACGACCCCAAAACUGCAGAUACAUGGACAGAGCGACAGGCCAUGAUCUUGGCUCGAGGCUGGCACUCUAUGGCGUCUCUAGAAGACAGGAUCUAUGUCAUCGGGGGCAGCGAUGACCAUGAGGACAGCAUGGAGCGUUUUGAUGUGUUGGGAGUGGAAGCCUUUGACCCGCAGACUGAUCAGUGGACUAAGGUAGCCCCCCUCAGGUACCCUAACAGUGAGGCAGGGGUGGCCGUCUUGGAUGGAAAGAUCUAUGUAUUGGGAGGGUAUACCUGGGAGGCCAUGGACUUCUCUCAGGGUACUCAAGUGUUUGUCCCAGACAAGGGCCAGUGGGUCUUGGGUACAAAUCUACCGAAGCACAUUGCUGGAGCCUCAGCAUGUGUGUGCCUUGUCAGACCACAACAAACCAACAGUACAGAGGGUCAUAGUACAGAGAGAGACAAACAGAAUUCCAGCCAGGAGCAGCACAGGUGAUUGUCUGGGGAUCUGAACAACACUUUUAUUUACCUUCUGAAUGUAGGAUGUCAUAAGCCUCAUGCCAUUGGCUGAUUCUCAGAUCAUUUUAAAAAGAGGUCAGCAGGAAACACUGUAAGAUGUUAAACUAUGAAUUUAGUUGAAAAGCACAAAUUAAUAUUGUAGUAUUUGUUACAAAAUGUUUUGGAGUUUUCAUAGGUGUCCUGGUGGCUUAACCCAUCUUCUGAGUUACAAUUAAAACAUCUUGGAGUGACAAUUUUA
Molecule: messenger RNA, 3146 nt
Organism: Puntigrus tetrazona (Sumatra barb)
Lineage: Eukaryota; Metazoa; Chordata; Actinopteri; Cypriniformes; Cyprinidae
Gene: klhl36
Product: kelch-like family member 36
Exons: 5
Coding region: 1005-2885 (626 amino acids)
Molecular function (GO): cullin family protein binding
Source: RefSeq, a predicted model, not a curated record